Molecule: messenger RNA, 3264 nt
Organism: Nicotiana attenuata
Lineage: Eukaryota; Viridiplantae; Streptophyta; Magnoliopsida; Solanales; Solanaceae
Product: homeobox-leucine zipper protein HDG11-like
Exons: 10
Coding region: 491-2647 (718 amino acids)
Biological process (GO): regulation of DNA-templated transcription
Molecular function (GO): lipid binding; DNA-binding transcription factor activity, RNA polymerase II-specific; DNA binding
Source: RefSeq, a predicted model, not a curated record
UCUUGCUCAUUACAUUGUACUAUAUAUGUAUCUCUCAUUUUCCGUCCGUUACUUAUUCCAACAUUCUCCCGUUUUCUUAGCUACAACGCAUCAACUGAACCAUAAGUCUUGCCUCUUACUAUGCUACAUAUACCAUCUUUGAUAUUUCCUUUUCGUAUUCCACUCUUUAAUUCCUUUAUUUAUAAAAUAUCUUCAUCAUUAUCCAUUCUUCUUGGUUUUCUUAAUAGAUCAUAUUCUUCUUCCUAUACAUACUAGUAACUCUUACCACUUCCACCGCAUCAUUUUCUACUUAGUUCUUAGUAAUAUUAUUAUUAAUAUCGCUUCUUAUUACAAGUACUUACUCGUGUGAUUACUAAAAACCAUUUAUAUGACGGGAAUAAGUACUGAAUUUCAUUUCAAGUACAAUAUAACAACGACUACUACUACUACUACACGACCGAGUUAUUAUUUUAUCCAAGGUUUUAUUGAUUUCUCCCAGUAAAGAUCAUCAAUGGAAUACGGCGGCGUUACCUCCAGCAGCGGCGGCGGCGGCGAUGCCUCUGAAACUCACCGGAAAAAGAAACGUUUCCAUCGGCACACAGCGCACCAAAUUCAAAGGCUUGAAGCCGUGUUCAAAGAAUGUCCUCAUCCAGACGAGAAGAGCAGAUUGCAGUUAAGCAGGGAUUUGGGUUUGGCUCCUCGUCAGAUAAAGUUUUGGUUCCAAAAUAGAAGGACUCAAUUGAAGAGUCAACAUGAGCGAGCAGAUAAUUGUGCGCUUCGAGCAGAAAACGAUAGAAUUCGAUGUGAAAACAUAGCAAUAAGGGAAGCCAUCAAGAAUGUGAUAUGUCCAUCUUGUGGAGGCCCUCCAGUUACUGAAGAUUCUUAUUUUGAUGAACAAAAAUUGAGAAUGGAAAAUAUGCAACUAAAAGAAGAGCUUGACAAAAUUUCUAGCAUUGCUGCUAAGUAUAUAGGGAGGCCUAUUUCACAACUGCCACCAGUACAGCCUAUUCAUCUGUCGUCGCUAAACUUAAUGUCCAUGUCUAGUUUUGGAGGCAUUGGUCUAACUGGCCCGUCCCUUGAUCUCGAUCUUCUCCCAGGAAGUUCAACGAGUAGUACUAUUCCAAGUUUACCAUUUCCUACAUUGAACAUUUCAGACAUGGAUAAGUCCCUUAUGGCUGAUAUUGCUGGCAAUGCCAUGGAGGAAUUGAUUAGAUUGUUGCAAACCAAUGAACCAUUGUGGACAAAGUCCACAACUGAUGGCAGAGAUGUACUUGACCUUGAUAGUUAUAACCAAAUCUUUCCGAGGGCUAACAGUUCGUUGAAAAAUUCAAAUGUUCGCGUUGAGGCUUCCAGGGAUUCAGGUGUUGUGAUCAUGAAUGGUUUAGCAUUAGUCAACAUGUUUAUGGAUGCGAACAAGUGGGUGGAAUUCUUUCCAACGAUUGUUUCAAAGGCAAGAACAAUUGAAGUAAUAUCAUGUGGUGUAAUGGGCGGCCAAAGUAGUACAUUACAAUUGAUGUAUGAAGAAAUGCAAGUGCUUUCACCUUUGGUCCCGACGCGACAAUCGUUUUUCCUUAGGUUUUGCCAGCAGAUUGAUCAAGGUUCAUGGGCAAUUGUUGAUGUUUCCUAUGAUAUUAUUCAAGAAAAUCAGUAUCCUUCCUCUUCAUGUAAGGUUCAUAGGCUCCCAUCUGGAUGCUUGAUACAAGACAUGCCCAAUGGUUAUUCCAAGGUUACAUGGGUGGUACACGUAGAAGUGGAAGAGAAAGGUUUACUUCAUAAGCUAUAUAGCGAUCUUAUACAUAGUGGCAUGGCAUUUGGAGCAGAGAGAUGGCUUGGUUCUCUUCAAAGAUUGUGUGAGAGAUAUGCUUGUCUAAUGGUUAGCGGCAAGUCUUCCCGUGAACUUGGAGGAGUGAUUCCAUCACCAGAAGGGAAAAAGAGCAUGAUGAAAUUGGCUCAAAGAAUGGUGAGCAAUUUCUGUGCCAGCAUCAACCCAUCCAACGGACACCAAUGGAACAACAUUUCUGGAUUGGAUGAAUUUGAAGUCAGAGCCACCCUUCAGAAGAGCACUGACCCCGGCCAGCCCAAUGGCGUAAUCAUCAGUGCAGCUUCCACCAUUUGGCUCCCGCUUCCUUCACAACAUGUCUUCAAUUUCCUCAGGGAUGAAAGGACGCGACCUCAGUGGGAUGUUCUUUCCAACCAAAAUCCAGUACAAGAGGUAGCUCACAUUGCAAAUGGCUCUCACCCAGGGAACUGUAUUUCUGUGCUCAGGGCCUAUAAUACUAGCCAGAAUAACAUGUUGAUACUUCAAGAAAGUUGCAUAGACUCAUCAGGUUCACUAGUAAUCUACAGCCCUGUGGAUUUACCAUCAAUCAAUGUUGCAAUGAGUGGUGAAGAUACCACUUACAUCCCAUUGCUACCUUCCGGUUUUACGAUUUCGCCGGACGGACGACAAGGCCAAAGGUCCAACGAGGCAUCGUGCAGCAGCACAAAUAAUGGUACAAUGGGAGACAAUAGGUCAGAGGGGUCACUUGUUACAGUUGUGUUCCAGAUUUUGGUGAGCAGUUUGUCAUCAUCAGCCAAAAUGAGCCCAGAGUCAGUAAACACAGUUAAUAACCUUAUAGGCAACACUAUCCACCAAAUUAAAGCUGCCUUGAAUUGCUCCACUUCCUGAUCCAUUUUGAAUUUAAUUCAGCUGCUUCUGCUGCUGCAUUUUGUUUUCUCCCCCUUCACUGCCAUAUUUUAAUUACAUAGUACAGAUGAGAAGUUAGCUCAUGAAUUCAAUGAAGAGAUCUAUUUGGAGUUAGUUGAGAAUUAUCAAUGCUAUGCUCCUUCAUCAAUAGCCUGGAGCUGACACAAUGCUUAAUACAUCCAUAUGCUGCUGCUUACUGCUCCUGCCAAAAGCUUUAUUACAGUUUGACAGCUCAUACUCUUCCAUAUUUUAUUUUUUUUCUUUCUUUUUCAAUGGCUGUGUUCGAGCCAACUUGGGCGCACUACCAUUAUUCCACUAGUUACUGAGCAUAAGCUGAUUCGGACACCAGAAUUUUUUUUCUUCCCAAUUCUUGGUUUUCUUGAACCUCCAUUCUGCUUAAAAGAGGGAGUCAAGAACGCACCAUACUUUUCUUUCUCUCACAAAUCACAUCCCUUUCAAGAAGAUUUCUUGAUUGUACUCUGUUCGGCAAGAAAAUUGUAUGGUUCGGGUAUUGACUUCCAUGCAUUAACUUACUUUCAUCAAUCUAAUGGAUUUGAAUUUUCUGUAAGAUAGAGUUUAAUUACAUUCUCAUCUGUCUA